AUGACCUCCCGCCCAGUGAUCGAGUAUUACUUCACCUUCAUCUCUCUCUGGUCCUACAUGGGCAGCCACCAGCUACAGCUCCUUGCCAAGCAAACCAACGCCCAAAUCAUCUACAAACCCAUCGAUCUGGCGUACAUGUUCUACGUUUCCGGUGGUAUCCCCGUGAAACGGCGCUCACACCAGAGACAAGCCUACCGACUCCUCGAAAUAGAACGUUGGCGCCGCAUCCGCGACCUACCCAUCGUGCCCGAACCAAAAUGCCACUCCGUCGACCCAUCGCUGGCGCACCGUGUCCUCCUGGCCGCCAUUGAAGAAGAAGGAUAUGACAGUGGCCUUGUGCAUGAGUAUGUGCGGCGUGCCCAGCAGACCGUCUGGGUUGAUGAAGCGAAUAUUGCGGAUCCGGCGACUAUUGUUCAUGUCGCGAAUGAGGCUGGUUUGGAUGGUGGCCGUCUUUUGAAGAGGGCGGAGUCGGAGAAGCAGUUCAAGGAGAAGGAGGAUGCUCUGACAAAGGAGGCUGUGGAGAGGAGGUAUUUUGGGGCGCCGGUUUAUGUGUAUCGGGAUGAACCUUUUUGGGGGCAGGAUAGGUUGGAGAUGCUAGAGGAGGUUAUUCGAAGUGGCAGGGAGGCGAUUUUAUUGCCCUCUGUCUAG
Molecule: messenger RNA, 648 nt
Organism: Monascus purpureus
Lineage: Eukaryota; Fungi; Ascomycota; Eurotiomycetes; Eurotiales; Aspergillaceae
Source: the annotation of a GenBank genome assembly